Messenger RNA from Pyrus x bretschneideri (Chinese white pear), 1160 nucleotides. RefSeq lists its product as uncharacterized. The coding region runs from base 147 to 734 and encodes 195 amino acids. The record is from RefSeq and is a predicted model, not a curated record. The transcript has a single exon. NCBI's taxonomy places the organism in Eukaryota, Viridiplantae, Streptophyta, Magnoliopsida, Rosales, Rosaceae.
AAUAAUCAAGCUUCCACCAUAUUCUUUCUCUUGAGCAUCUCACAUUUCCUUAAAUAUUAUUUCUUCAAAGGGUUUCGUUCACUUGAAUAUAUAGGGUUUCCUUGCUAACUCAGUGCAAUUGUGACUAAUUAAGCAAGAAAAUAAUCAUGAAGAAUAAGGCUUCUGUUUUCUUGAAGCAGAUAAUCACAUUGUUGAGCUCAAUAGCCAAAGCCAAGUCCCUCGCCAUCAAGAGCAAAACCAGCGCCGCUAAAGCUCGCCUGAUAAUGUUUUCAUUGGUGAAGAACAAGAAGGUUUUGAUGGACACUGUGUCGCACAAGAUCCACAGCCUAUUAGGUCACGAUCACCGUGAUCAAGAGGAGGCGGAGGAAGGAGACCAAAACAAGGCGCUUGUUCUCUACAAUGUCAUUGCCAAUGAGUACUCGCAUACAGCUGGUACUUCAAGCUACAUGCGAAGGUACAAUGGUGAAGAUGAGGAGGAGGACGAUGACGAUGAUAAGUACCCUGAUCUCAGGCACUCGUUGUUCGAUGAAAAUGAGAACUUUGACGAUGUCAAAGAUGGCGGGUCUGUGAUCGAUCUGGUGAAGAAUUCCAAAGAGGAAGGACAGGAUUUCAAGCUGGAAGACGAGAUAGACCACGUUGCGGAUUUGUUCAUUAACAGGUUUCACAAACAAAUGCGCUUGCAAAAGCUUCUAUCCUUCAAAAGGCAUCAAGAAAUGCUCGACAGAAGCGUCUGAAUAUUCUGACAAAUCAACACAAAAUAAUUACUAUGUUGUUUACAUUAAUUAACAAGAAGUAUUGUUAUUAGCAUUCCAAUAGGAACAUAUCUUGCACUCUUUUUUAUGAAAGAAAACAAGAAAGGCAAGAGUGUAAGAUGAGUAUUUUAGAGUACUUAUAAUAAUUCUCUAAUUAAUUACAUGUAGGAUGAAUCGAUCGAACCGUAUUAUUUGCCAUCAAACAGGUUAAACGUAUCUGAUUUGGCUAUCUCAUGCAUCUAUUAUUGGCCCAGCUUUUCAGAAAAUUUGAGCACGGCUGGAAAGUGCUUAGGGCUCUGGGAAUUUUUUUUUUCUAUUGCCUUGUAAUUUUACAAGUAUAAAUAUCGCUGUAAAGCUGUUAGUAAUGUAUACUUUUUGGAAUGGAAUAAAGGUUGGGGUUAGAAUCCA